Messenger RNA from Nerophis ophidion (straightnose pipefish), 2463 nucleotides. RefSeq lists its product as uncharacterized. Gene Ontology annotation, biological process: regulation of transcription by RNA polymerase II; canonical Wnt signaling pathway. The transcript has 12 exons. Gene Ontology annotation, cellular component: beta-catenin-TCF complex. The record is from RefSeq and is a predicted model, not a curated record. NCBI's taxonomy places the organism in Eukaryota, Metazoa, Chordata, Actinopteri, Syngnathiformes, Syngnathidae. Gene Ontology annotation, molecular function: DNA-binding transcription factor activity, RNA polymerase II-specific; RNA polymerase II cis-regulatory region sequence-specific DNA binding. The annotation marks the transcript as partial.
UACCAGCUGACAUGCUGCAGUGAGCAUGGCUCCUGUGGUUGCAGAGGUGUGAAAGGUGGUUUUAGAACCAGGUGUUCUCAUUGUGGGUCCAGAGCCACUUCUUCUUCGGAGGUUCACUUUGACGCAGGAACAAAGUUAAUUGUGCUCGAGGCGGGCCAGGGUGUCACGCCCCCCACAGUCACUUUGCUUCCGCCUUCUCCUGAGGAGAACCCCGACCACAGGAACAAGGACAAGAGGACCAAGACUCUGGUCUGCGUGGUCACUGGCUUCUUCCCCGACCACGUGAGUGUGUGGUGGCAGAUCGAUGGCGGCGUGGUCACCAGUGGCGUGGCCACGGACGCCGAGUCCCAGCGAGACCACGCCCACUACGGGACCAGCAGCAGGCUGAGCGUGGACGCGGACACCUGGUUCACACCUGGCAGGGCCUUCAGGUGCACCGCCACUUUCUUUGACGGGAACCAGACCAGCUCUCAUUCGGACACGGUCUACGGCAUCCAGGACACCAUGACUAGAGGUAGAAAGAAGGAGGAGUGUCAUGCGCUGACAGACAGAGAUGUGGGCGUGGCUUUGCAGCUGAGAGGCAUCGGAUUGGUGGAACAUUGUCAUCCUAUGAAUAUUCAUCUUUACACUUGGCCAGAGAGAAGUUGUCCUCCAGGAGUGGACGUCAUGGAUCAACUACUGACAGAAGAAAGCAUGAAGUUGGACAAGCUGCUGGGCAACGUCAUCAGGUCGGCAGACGUCAUCCUGUGGGGCACCACGCCCGCCACCCCGCCGCCCGCCCCCCCGGCCUUCCUGCAGCCCCCGCCGCCCGCCAAAGUCAAGGCCGGCACGGUGGACUACGUGGCCCCGCCCCCUCAGCAGCCCGCAGCUGCCCACGGCCACGCCUCGGGUGACUUGUCGCCCGUGGGAGACGCCGCUUGCCAGCAGCUGGAGACCCUGUUGGAGAGUCUGCCCUGCAUGGACGACGACCUGUCCAACGUCCUGGACGACUUCUGGCUGCCCGACUACCUGAGUGGCAGCGAGGGAACACUCAUCAUCCAGGAGCAGGACAACAAGGUGACGGGGAUGUCGCUGUCCGAGGUCCCAGCCCUGCCCCCUAUUGGAAGAGUGGUGUUAGCUAAUGUGCAUCUCUCGGGGCGUAGAAACGGCGAGGUGAUGUGCGGGCCGCCGUCCUCCGCCGCCACCAUCUCCUUUGAUGUGCCCAGCGGCGCGUCACAGAGCAUGUGUUACAGCGGCGGCCACGGGCAGCCAGAAGGGGAGCGGCCGUACAUCAAGAAGCCGCCAAACGCCUUCAUGCUGUUCAGGAAGGAGCAGAGCCCCAACGUGGUGGCGCAGUUCAACAUCACCAACUCUGCUGCCGUCAACAAGAUCCUGGGGAAGAUGUGGAAGUCUCUGCCCAAGAAGCUGCAGGCCAAGUACUACCAGCAGGCCGAGGAGCACAAAGUCCUGCACAGCCUGCAACACCCGGACUGGUCCUGCACAGAAAACUAUGGCAAGAAGAGGAAGCGAGACCGGGGAAGGCACAACUCCAGCGUCUCAGUGAUGGCGGAGGAAUUUGAGCACGGCCCGUAUCGCCACUACCAGAAGUGCGCUGCCAGGGACACACAGACACACGGCUGCUGAGAGGACACACCCAGCGGCGUCAGGGAGACGCAGAUAUGAAGACUGGCUGUGAUGGAAGAAGAUGCUCCUGAUUGAUGGGAGGGAAGAAGCCAUGCUUUACACAUUUGGGAUCCAGGUUUUUCCAUAAUCAAUAAAUUCCAGGGUUGGUCAUGCCAGACUGCGGCAGGCAAGGUUUGUCCCGAGUGGACAGCGGGAGUCAUUCCUGCGAUACGAGCACUAUUUUCUGCACAAAUAGCACUAUUGUCUGCACAAAUAGCACUAUUGUCUGCACAAAUAGCACUAUUGUCUGCACAAAUAGCACUAUUGUCUGCACAAAUAGCACUAUUGUCUGCACAAAUAGCACUAUUGUCUGCACAAAUAGCACUAUUGUCUGCACAAAUAGCACUAUUGUCUGCACAAAUAGCACUAUUGUCUGCACAAGUAGCACUAUUGUCUGCACAAGUAGCACUAUUGUCUGCACAAAUAGCACUAUUGUCUGCACAAAUAGCACUAUUGUCCGCACAAAUAGCACUAUUUUCUGCACAAAUAGCACUAUUGUCUGCACAAAUAGCACUAUUGUCCGCACAAAUAGCACUAUUGUCUGCACAAAUAGCACUAUUGUCUGCACAAAUAGCACUAUUGUCUGCACAAAUAGCACUAUUGUCUGCACAAAUAGCACUAUUGUCUGCACAAGUAGCACUAUUGUCUGCACAAAUAGCACUAUUGUCCGCACAAAUAGCACUAUUGUCCGCACAUAUUUGUACUCGCUUGACGAUACAAGUACCUGCGGAAGUGUGAGGGCGGUGUAUUGUUUGGAGCACCUGAGCGCAGAAUAAAGAAUCAGAAUAUACGGCCCAGUCA